AUCCUGGUGGACUUGCCGGCUGAGAGGAAGCACCAAGCACUGCAGUACGAGAAUGUUGUGGCUCAUGAGGGCAGCUCCAUCCUGCGAGACCUGGUGCUGAGUCCCGACCGCCAGCACAUCUAUGCCAUGACGGAGAAACAGGUGACGCGGGUGCCGGUGGAGAGCUGUGAGCAGUAUGAGAGCUGUGAGCUGUGCCUGGGCUCCCGGGACCCCCACUGCGGCUGGUGCGUCCUCCACAACAUAUGCUCGCGCAAGGACCGCUGCGAGAGGGCGGACGAGCCCCAGCGCUUCGCCUCCGACCUGCGGCAGUGCGUGCAGCUCACCGUCCAGCCGAAGAACAUCUCGGUCACCAUGUCGGAGGUCCCGCUGGUCCUGCAGGCCUGGAAUGUCCCAGACCUCUCGGCGGGAGUCAACUGCUCCUUCGAAGACUUCACUGAGUCUGAGAGCCGCAUUGAAGAUGGGAAGAUCUACUGCAGCUCUCCCUCUGCCAAGGACGUCAUCCCCAUCACCAGGGGCCGCGGGGACAAGCGAGUGGUAAAGCUCUACCUGAAGUCUAAGGAGACGGGGAAGAAGUUUGCCUCUGUGGAUUUUGUUUUCUACAACUGCAGCGUCCAUCAAUCCUGCCUGUCCUGUGUGAACGGCUCCUUCCCCUGCCACUGGUGCAAGUACCGACACAUCUGCACCCACAACGCCGCUGACUGCUCCUUCCUGGAGGGACGUGUCAAGCUCUCUGAGGACUGCCCCCAGAUCCUGCCAUCCACCCAGAUCUACAUCCCCGUGGGUGUGGUGAAACCCAUCACCCUGACAGCCAAGAACCUGCCCCAGCCGCAGUCCGGCCAGCGCAACUACGAGUGCAUCUUCCACAUCCCUGGCAGCACCACCCGCGUCACUGCCCUGCGCUUCAACAGCACCAGCAUCCAGUGCCAGAACACCUCGUAUUUCUACGAAGGGAAUGACAUCAGUGACCUGCCAGUCAACUUGUCUGUGGUCUGGAAUGGGAACUUUGUCAUCGACAACCCCCAGAACAUCCAGGCCCACCUCUACAAGUGCUCGGCCCUGCGGGAAAGCUGCGGUCUGUGCCUCAAGGCUGACCCGCGCUUCGAGUGCGGCUGGUGCGUGUCGGAGAGACGCUGCUCGCUGCGGCAGCACUGCCUGGCCUACGAGAGCAGCUGGAUGCAUGCCAGCAGUGGCAACAGCCGCUGCACCGACCCCAAGAUCACCAAGCUGUUCCCUGAGACUGGCCCCAGGCAAGGAGGGACCCGACUGACCAUCACCGGUGAGAACCUGGGCCUGAAGUUUGAAGAUGUUCGCUGGGGCGUUCGAGUUGGCAAAGUGAUGUGCAUCCCCAUCGAGAGCGAGUACAUCAGCGCUGAGCAGAUUGUGUGUGAAAUCGGAGAUGCCAGCCCGAGCAAGGUCCACCAGGCGCGGGUAGAAGUGUGCAUCCGCGACUGCUCGCCCAGCUACCGAGCCACGUCCCCCAAGAACUUCACCUUUGUGACGCCCACUUUCUCCCGUGUGGUCCCAGCCCGAGGUCCUCUCUCUGGUGGCACCUGGAUCGCCAUCGAAGGCAGCCACCUCAAUGCUGGCAGCAACGUCUCUGUGACCAUCGGAGGACGGCCCUGUGCUUUUUCAUGGAGAAGCGCUCGUGAGAUUCGGUGCAGGACCCCCCCCGGGCACACCCCCGGCGGCUCUCCCAUCCUCAUCAACAUCAACCGGGCCGAGCUGAGCAACCCAGAGGUGAAGUACAACUACACAGAGGACCCCACCAUCCAGAAGAUCGAUCCUGAAUGGAGCAUCAACAGUGGUGGGACGCUGCUGACCGUGACUGGCACCAACCUGGCCACCAUCAAAGAGCCCAGGAUCCGGGCAAAGUAUUGCAGCUCUGAAAGGGAGAAUAACUGCACCGUCUACAAUGACACCACCAUGGUGUGCUACGCGCCCUCCAUCGACAACCCCGUGCGAAGUCCUCCAGAGGUCGGCGACCGCCCAGAUGAGAUCGGCUUCGUCAUGGAUAACGUCCAGGCCCUGCUGAUCAUCAACACCACCAACUUCGUCUAUUACCCAGACCCUGUCUUCGAGCCUCUCAGCCCCACAGGGAUGCUGGAGCUGAAGCCGAGCUCUCCCCUCAUCCUCAAGGGCAGGAACCUGCUCCCGCCAGCUGCUGGAAACUCCCGCCUGAACUACACGGUGCUGAUCGGAGACACUCCCUGCACCCUGACCGUCUCUGAGACCCAGCUCCUUUGCGAGUCCCCCAACCUCACUGGCCAGCACAAAGUCACGAUCAAGGCUGGAGGAUUUGAGUUCUCCCCAGGAACGCUGCAGAUCUACUCAGACAGCCUGCUCACCCUGCCUGCCAUCAUCGGGAUUGGUGGUGGCGGCGGUCUGCUCCUCCUCAUCAUCAUCAUCGUCCUCAUCGCCUACAAGCGCAAGUCUCGGGAUGCCGACCGGACCCUGAAACGCCUCCAGCUGCAGAUGGACAACCUGGAGUCCCGAGUGGCCCUGGAGUGCAAAGAGGCCUUCGCUGAGCUGCAGACUGACAUUAAUGAGCUGACCAAUGACCUGGAUGGGGCUGGCAUCCCGUUUCUGGAUUAUCGUACCUACGCCAUGCGGGUUCUCUUCCCGGGAAUAGAAGACCACCCCGUGCUGAAGGAGAUGGAGGUCCAGGCGAAUGUGGAGAAGUCCUUGACGCUCUUUGGGCAGCUCCUGAACAAGAAGCACUUCUUGCUGACCUUCAUCCGCACUCUGGAGGCUCAGCGGAGCUUCUCCAUGCGGGACCGCGGCAACGUGGCCUCCCUCAUCAUGACGGCGCUGCAGGGCGAGAUGGAGUAUGCCACGGGUGUGCUGAAGCAGCUCCUCUCCGACCUCAUCGAGAAGAACCUGGAGAGUAAGAACCACCCCAAGCUGCUUUUGCGAAGAACAGAGUCGGUGGCCGAGAAGAUGCUGACGAAUUGGUUCACAUUUUUGCUGUACAAGUUUCUGAAGGAGUGUGCUGGGGAACCACUCUUCAUGCUCUACUGUGCCAUCAAGCAACAGAUGGAGAAGGGACCCAUUGAUGCCAUCACAGGAGAGGCUCGCUACUCCCUCAGUGAAGACAAGCUUAUCCGGCAGCAGAUUGACUACAAGAUGCUGACCCUCAACUGUGUGAACCCUGAGAAUGAGAACGCCCCAGAGAUCCCCGUCAAGGUGCUGAACUGUGACACCAUCACGCAGGUGAAGGAGAAGCUGCUGGAUGCUGUCUACAAAGGGGUGCCCUAUUCCCAGCGACCCAAAGCUGGAGACAUGGACUUGGAGUGGCGCCAGGGCAGGAUGGCCCGGAUCAUACUGCAGGAUGAAGAUGUCACCACGAAGAUCGACAAUGACUGGAAGAGGCUAAACACCUUGGCCCACUACCAGGUGACAGACGGCUCCUCGGUAGCCCUGGUGCCCAAGCAGAACUCAGCAUACAACAUCUCCAACUCCUCCACCUUCACCAAGUCCCUCAGCAGAUACGAGAGCAUGCUGCGGACAGCCAGCAGCCCUGACAGCCUGCGCUCGCGGACCCCCAUGAUCACCCCCGACCUGGAGAGCGGCACCAAGCUCUGGCACCUGGUGAAAAACCACGACCACAUGGACCAGCGGGAGGGUGACCGGGGCAGCAAGAUGGUCUCCGAAAUCUACUUGACCCGCCUCUUAGCCACCAAGGGCACUCUGCAGAAAUUCGUGGAUGACCUUUUUGAGACCAUCUUCAGCACAGCACAUCGUGGGAGCGCGCUGCCUCUUGCCAUCAAAUACAUGUUUGAUUUCCUGGAUGAACAAGCUGAUAAGCAUCAGAUCAAUGACUACGAUGUCAGGCACACCUGGAAGAGUAACUGUCUACCUCUACGUUUUUGGGUGAAUGUGAUUAAGAACCCCCAGUUUGUGUUCGACAUUCACAAGAACAGUAUUACUGAUGCCUGCCUAUCUGUGGUAGCUCAGACAUUCAUGGACUCCUGCUCAACUUCUGAGCACAAGCUAGGAAAAGACUCUCCUUCCAACAAACUACUGUACGCCAAGGACAUCCCCAACUACAAGAGCUGGGUAGAAAGAUAUUAUGCAGAUAUAGCUAAAAUGCCAGCUAUCAGUGACCAGGACAUGAGUGCGUAUCUGGCAGAGCAGUCGCGGUUACACCUCAGCCAGUUCAACAGUAUGAGCGCGCUGCAUGAGAUCUACUCCUACAUCACCAAGUACAAGGAUGAGAUUUUAGCUGCAUUGGAGAAGGACGAGCAGGCCCGGAGGCAGCGGCUGAGGAGUAAGCUGGAGCAGGCGAUCGACACAAUGGCCUUAA
Molecule: messenger RNA, 4303 nt
Organism: Apaloderma vittatum (bar-tailed trogon)
Lineage: Eukaryota; Metazoa; Chordata; Aves; Trogoniformes; Trogonidae
Product: plexin-A1
Exons: 29
Biological process (GO): regulation of cell migration; regulation of GTPase activity; regulation of cell shape
Cellular component (GO): semaphorin receptor complex
Molecular function (GO): protein binding; semaphorin receptor activity
Source: RefSeq, a predicted model, not a curated record